Nelumbo nucifera (sacred lotus) is the source of this 1732-nucleotide messenger RNA. Its product is annotated as cytochrome P450 714C2-like. Gene Ontology annotation, molecular function: oxidoreductase activity, acting on paired donors, with incorporation or reduction of molecular oxygen; monooxygenase activity; heme binding. The record is from RefSeq and is a predicted model, not a curated record. NCBI's taxonomy places the organism in Eukaryota, Viridiplantae, Streptophyta, Magnoliopsida, Proteales, Nelumbonaceae.
GAGAGAGAUCAGAGAGAGAGAGAGACAUACGAGAGAGGGAGAUGGGAUUCCAGUUUCUCUUUUCUUUAGUUGUGGUUGGUGCUUUCAGCUUGUUCAUACAUCUGUGUAACAUUCUCUGGGUUAAGCCUCAAAGGAUUAGAUGUGAGCUUCAAAAGCAAGGAAUCUGCGGUCCUCCACCAUCUUUUCUUCUGGGAAAUAUUCGAGAGAUGAAGGCGGCGAAAUUGUCAGUUGCAAAGUCUACACCAGAAGGAAGCCAAGACAUAUUCCACAACUGCUCUUCCACCAUAUUUCCAUUCUUCCACCAGUGGAGCGAGAAAUAUGGACGGCUAUUCAUGUUUUCACUAGGCAAGAUGCAGUUGUUAUAUGUGAGCGAACCUAAUAUGGUGAAGGAAAUAAGCCAAUCCACCUCUCUUGACUUGGGAAAGCCUUCAUAUCAACAGAAGGAGCUGGGUCCUCUGCUUGGGCAGGGAAUUAUCACAUCCAAUGGAGCCAAAUGGGCCUAUCAGAGAAAGAUCAUAGCUCCAGAGCUACACUUGGACAAGGUUAAGAGUAUGGUGGACCUAAUGGAAGAGCCUAUCACUUUACUACUCAAUUCAUGGAAGAGAAAAAUUGAGGGUGAAGGAGGAAUAGUAGAUAUAAGAAUUGAUGAGGAUUUAAGAAUCUUUUCUGGAGAUGUAAUUUCUAGAGCAUGUUUUGGAAGCAGUUAUUCCAAGGGAAAAGAAUUAUUCCUAAGGCUUAGAGCCCUCCAGGAGGCCAUUGCUAACAGACGUUUGAAACUUGGAAUUCCUGGCUUAAGAUAUCUUCCAACAAACAGCAAUAGAAAUAUUUGGGGAUUAGAAAAAGAGAUCCACUCAUCCAUUUCAAGAAUAUUAGAUGAACACAAUAGAGGGAGAUUUGAGAAAAAUCUAUUGCAAAUAAUCCUUGAUGGCUCCAGAAAUGGGGAGCUAGGGCCCAAUACAACAGAACGAUUCAUAGUUGACAAUUGCAAGAGUAUGUACUUGGCUGGGUAUGAGACCACUGCAAUUUCUGCAACAUGGAGUUUGAUGCUGUUGGCUUCACAUCCAGAGUGGCAAGCUCGUGUUCGUGCUGAGAUAUUACAAGUUUGUGGAGGUCAACUGCCAAAUGUAGAUAUACUUCGAAGGAUGAAAUUGUUAACAAUGGUGAUUCAAGAGGCAUUACGUCUAUACCCUCCAGUUGGAGUGUUGACAAGGGAAGUUUUCAAAGAUAUGAAAUUUGGAGAAAUCCAUGUUCCAAAGGGCGCUUUCCUUUGGAUUGCAGUUGCAAUAUUGCACCAAGACCCUGAAUUUUGGGGAGCCGAUGCAAAUAAAUUUAACCCGGAGAGGUUCAUCAAUGGAUCAGUUGGUGCAUGCAAGUUUCCUCACCUGUACAUGCCAUUUGGCUUUGGGCCACGCAUUUGUCUUGGACAGAACUUAGCCAUGCUAGAAUUGAAAAUGCUUCUGGCUCGCAUUCUAUCAGAAUUCUCUUUCUCAUUAUCUCCUAAAUAUUGUCAUUCUCCUGUGCUUGGUCUGGUUAUAGAGCCUGAAUAUGGAGUCAAUCUCCUUGUACAAAGGUUGUGAAUUGUGACAAACGUUUGUUGAAAGAAAGAAAUUGAUUUGGUAUAUGUAUUCUGUAAUAUGAUUCAUGUCACUAAUUAACAAGCAAUUCAACUGUAAUUUAUAUUUUUAUAAUAUCAUUCCCUUGAUUAUUAAACCUAUUUUAGCAAACAUUGGAC